AUAUUACAAUAAAAUUUUACUUGUUAAUUUGAUAAAUCUCUCCCACACUCUCUCCGGAUCUAUCCAAGAACGUCGAUAUAAUCUUGAGCGGCCGGCGAUCCAAGUGGAAAACGGAGAGAUGAAAUUGGGUUUCUUCGUGGGCGUUCUAGGAGUUUUGCUUCUCUCUCACGCUGCUUAUUCUACUAUCCAAUAUAGAGCUUUGCUCAAGAUCACAGAAGAUGAGUUCACUGGAGCCCCAAUUCAUGUGAUCGGUGAGUUGAUAUUAGGGCUGGUUUUGUGCUUGUGGGCUGGUCUUACUGUGCCCGGGAAGUUCCUAUCCAUACUUCCUGAUUCUGAUGAGAACAGGGUGGUCUCUUUAUCCUCCAAUAUGGAUUUCAUGAUAUUCAAUCAUCGUGGAAGAGCAUUCCCAGCAGCAAUUGAUCUAAAAUUGAAAUGAUAAAAUCUAAAAGAGUGGAGCGGGACUUGCAAUGCCGAAGAAAGAUUGCAAUAUUUCUCUUUGAUCGACAGAGCACUUUCUGAUAUUUUGUUUAGUAAUGAUUUGUUUGCUAAUGAAGUGCAAAUCAAACUUUUUUAGUUUGUAUUAAACAGUGAAUUUGUGUAGUCUUUACAUUAAGAACAUUCAGCUAUAUUUUAAAACAAAAAAUAGACCCGGACAAUAAUUUGCAAAUUUUCAAUUAUUAUAGCAGAUAUAUUGGCAUUUCAGAA
Messenger RNA from Daucus carota subsp. sativus, 705 nucleotides. RefSeq names its product membrane magnesium transporter. The transcript has 4 exons. The record is from RefSeq and is a predicted model, not a curated record. Lineage: Eukaryota; Viridiplantae; Streptophyta; Magnoliopsida; Apiales; Apiaceae. The coding region runs from base 119 to 436 and encodes 105 amino acids.